This is a messenger RNA of Hypomesus transpacificus, 1493 nucleotides long. Its product is annotated as lectin L6-like. The transcript has 10 exons. Bases 146 to 1195 code for a protein of 349 amino acids. The record is from RefSeq and is a predicted model, not a curated record. Lineage: Eukaryota; Metazoa; Chordata; Actinopteri; Osmeriformes; Osmeridae.
CCCAGCUCAGGAUGGUUUUUAAGGGCGGAUUUGGGACAGAGAAGGGAGGUGGAAAACAGCAGCAGGUUACGGACGGACGAGAAACGGACGGACGACACGAAGCUUGAAACGAAGACUUACUUGUUAGUUAGUCACUGAGUGAGCCAUGCCUCUCUGUAUCGCAACACUCCUCUUUGCCCUGCACUGUCUGUUGCUGACUUCAUGUGUGGUUUGUCAUGCAGGAUUUGGAUGUACACAUAUCUCUGGUGCCCUGAUGCAGAUUGAUGUAGGUGUUGGACAAGUUUUUGGGGUCAACCAAGACGGCAGCAUCUUCACAAGGUUUGGAUCAUCAUGGACACAGUUGCCAGGCAAACUGAAGCAUGUCACCGUAGGACCUGCAGGAGUCUGGGGAGCCAACAGAGAGAAUCUCAUCUUUAAACUAGUUGGGACUGACUGGGUGAAUGUACCUGGUCUCUUGAAGCAGAUUGAUGCUGGUGGAGACCAGUUUGUGGCAGGAGCAAAUCAUGUCGAUGCCAUCUACUGUCUUCCAAAGAAGAACACAGUUGGCUACAGUGGAAGUAAUAGUGCUUUGAACUGGCGCCAAAUUCCUGGCGGCCUGAAGUACUACAGCUGUGGUCCUUAUAGCUGCUGGGGUGUUAACAGUGCUGAUCACAUCUUUGUGAGGAAGGGGGUGAACUCCUUUAAUUGUGAGGGGGACGGUACCUGGCAGGAGGUUCCAGGAAGCCUGUCUAUGAUCGAGGUGGGAAGUGACGGAUCUGUCUAUGGAGUGAAUUCUGUAGGAGACGUGUUCCGCAGGGAUUCCACGUCUGCCUGUCAACCUGAAGGUACCUGGCAGGAGGUUCCAGGAAGCCUGUCUAUGAUCGAGGUGGGAAGUGACGGAUCUGUCUAUGGAGUGAAUUCUGUAGGAGACGUGUUCCGCAGGGAUUCCACGUCUGCCUGUCAACCUGACGGUACCUGGCAGGAGGUUCCAGGAAGCCUGUCUAUGAUCGAGGUGGGAAGUGACGGAUCUGUCUAUGGAGUGAAUUCUGUAGGAGACGUGUUCCGCAGGGAUUCCACGUCUGCCUGUCAACCUGAAGGUACCGGCUGGACCAACAUUCCUCUCUACAGCGGACGGGUGAAACAUGUGUCCUAUGAUCUGGGCCAUCUCUGGCUCAUCCUGAACAAUGAUGACAUCUAUGACUGCACUGAGCACUGAGCACUGCUCUUACAGAGGCAGCCCCCCUUGGAAAACCCUGCAGCUUAAUUACUUAAUCAUUACGCACCCUUUAAUUAUUUUUUGAUCUUCCAACAAAUCCUUAAUUAGGACAGUCAUAAUUGUACUGUGCUUCUGUUCUAUUAUCCGGUUCCAGUUUGGUUCAUAUUUAAACAGUAUCCAGACUUCAAAUAUCCUGAAGUGAUCCUGUCACUACAUGAGGGUAUAUUUGGGUAUACUUUCCAGAACUGUUAGUUUUUAAAAUGAGCAUAAUGAUUUAUGUCCUGUGGCUUUGGUAUCA